Molecule: messenger RNA, 1380 nt
Organism: Amoebophrya sp. A120
Lineage: Eukaryota; Dinophyceae; Syndiniales; Amoebophryaceae
Source: the annotation of a GenBank genome assembly
AAAUAAACUGUGUUUGGAGCGAAAGGGAAUGGGAAAACGAUAACGAUAUUGGUAGUUUAUCUUUAACAUUAUGCACCAUGUAAAAACUUUUGAGAAAAAAGCCUAGAAAAAAAAUGUCGUCUACUGCCGCUAGCGCCGAAAGCUGUUCUGAUUCUGUCGAUGGGCAGCUCCUGCAGGUGGAUGAAAAGAAGUUGGAGCAGCUUCGACGCGCCAGGUGGAGUGCGGAAUUCUAUCGAAAGCUGCCACUUCCGAGUUUCCUGGCUCGCUCCGUGGAUGCGGUGGCUCUCUUUCUAUGGGGCGGCGUGGGCAUUCUGGCACUAGACAACCGCUACGACUGGGGCGACAGCCGAACCCUUGCGCACAGCAUGGCGCUUUCCGACGUCCUUGCUGUGGGUGCAUUGGAUUGUCUUCUCGUGUCGCUGAUGCACUGGUGUCGUGGUGCGCUGACUGGGGACCCGGAGGACUGGGAAGUUGCUGACGAUGCGGUUCUAUCCGUCGCGCAGGCUGCGGUUGAUGGUGCCGGCGCACCGCCAGGAACGAACAAUGCGUCGGAUGGAAAUAAAGCGGGCCUGGCGGAUGGAAAUGAAAAUGCAGGGGAUCAAGCAGAGGACGGCUGGCAGAUACGCUUGCUGUACAUGUGGCUGGCGUACUUUUUUCGGGCCGCAGUUUUUUCGAUGGUUCUUGUGCAGUUCGUGGUGAUUGGCAGUGCAAACCGCUCGAACGAGCUUCUCAUGAUUGCCGAGCGCCUCACGCUUUCGUUUUUCUGCGCGCAAAGUAUCAUCCUGCGCCUGCACCGCUGCGGCUUGCUCAAGUUUGGGAUGGAGGUCUGCGUCGUGUUUCGCUUAUUCGAAAUGCUUCUUCUGUUCAUGUGCGCCGCCUUUCUUCCAGCCUGGAGAAGCUACACGAUUGGGUGCAAUGUCGGCCUGUGCAUCACAGAACUGCUGCAUGCCCAUGAUCACUGGUCACGUGAGGCCACGCGGCAGGCGGUCCUUGCGCGGAAAGAGUGGCGGAAAAAGCGGCGCGAAGAGUGGAAAACCUGGCGAACCGCAGAGCGGCCGAAAGGAGAGGAUGGUAGAAGCUGCGCCGUUGAAUCUUCCGAAGAGAAGAAGGAGCAGCACCACGUUUUGGACACGCAAAGCCCGAAUGAUUCACCGAGUAAGACGCUCUGCGAGGGCGACAUUAUUGAAACAGAAUCAGGCCUGAGGGGAAGGAUUCUGUCGCCCGCCAUGCUCGAAGAGCUUGACUAACGCUAAAGUUUUACUAGCAAUACACCAUAGGAGAUGAUUGAAGAUGCACAUAGAAUAUUAAAAGAUACAAACCCGUCGUUAGUCUUUGAUAUUAAAGGUGAUUGAUGAUUUUGUUUUUCAUUUCCAAAAAGCA